Molecule: messenger RNA, 927 nt
Organism: Drosophila navojoa
Lineage: Eukaryota; Metazoa; Arthropoda; Insecta; Diptera; Drosophilidae
Gene: Kap3
Product: kinesin associated protein 3
Biological process (GO): microtubule-based movement; cilium organization
Cellular component (GO): kinesin II complex; axoneme; ciliary transition zone
Molecular function (GO): kinesin binding
Source: RefSeq, a predicted model, not a curated record
UGUUUUUUUUUACAGACGCUGGAAAGGUGGCUGCAUUGAGCCGCAUCCUACAGAGAAGGCACUAAUAGUUAACUAUCAGCUCGAGGCUACAGUGUUUGGAGAACCUGAUAAUCCCAUGGUUGAGGAGAAAAAGCAAUGCCAGAAAAUCAUACGUCUACGAUCGCUGAAUUUCAAAACAGACCCCACAACGCUGGCUCGGGAAGUAGUAGAUAAAUGCGAACUUAUACAUAAGUCACAACUUAAUGAAGUGGAACAAAUUAUUUUUUAUCUAAAAAAUCGUAAAGAUAUUUCUGGUAAUGAUAAUCCACAUACAAACAAUCGUCAGUCAUCACAGGCAUCUCAAAUGAAGUCUUCAGCACGGCCAUAUAAUAAUGUUUUGGCCAUAGCAAGUAACUCUAUUGGAGUGGGAUCUACUGGUAUCGCAAAAAAAGCAGCAUCAACGGUGGAUGUGACCAUUAACAACAUUGACGACUAUGUUGAGUUGCUCUACGAAGAGCUGAGUGAGAAAGUUCGUGGCUCUGGUAUGAUAUUGCAGAUGGCUCGAAAUCCCGACAAUCUAGAAGAGUUAGAAAAAAAUGAGGCCUGUCUCAGUGCUUUAGCUCGCGUGCUUCGCGAAGAUUGGCGUAAAAGCUUGGAUUUGUCUACAAACAUCAUUUAUAUAUUCUUUUGCUUCUCAACUUAUACUAAAUUUCAUCCUCUUAUUGUGCAGUACAAGAUAGGAUCCUUAUGUAUGGAUGUUAUUGAUUUCGAGUUGCGUCGUUAUGAAACUAUGCGUAAUGAAUUGGACGUCCGAAAGCAACCAAACUGCUCCACAACUUUAUCCGAGGUUUCUGGUAAAGACAAGCUUAGUUGUAGUACGGACGACUCUUUGGAUAUUAUGAAAGAAGAGAAACCAAAAGACGUAAGUAUGCAAUAAUGCCUGAUCAU